CCCUCCCUCUCAAAGCAGUCAACCAGCCGCAGCUCCUCCCUCAUUCCAAAGGGCCACGGUCUACGGUUUACUCUCACCAACCCACCACCCAUCAGCAUGGCCGAGCGUCUCGCCGCAGCCGCCACCCUCCGCGCCGCCGCUCCGUCCGGCCGCUUCCCGGCCGGCCGCCGCGCCGGGCCAUCCAGCUCUGCCUUCUUCCCCUCCUCAUCCUCGUCCUCCCCGGCUCUCCGCCUCGUCAGCCUCCGCGCCGCGUCGUCUCGGCCCUCCCAGAAGGCCAAGUCGGCGGGGAGGGGGCGAUCGGUGAGGUGCAUAGCAGCGGCGUCGGACGCGGCACAGCUGAAGGCCGCGCGCGAGGACAUCAGGGAGCUGCUCAACACAACCCACUGCCACCCCAUCCUGGUUCGUUUGGGUUGGCAUGAUUCUGGCACAUAUGACAAAAAUAUUAAGGACUGGCCAGAACGAGGUGGGGCUAAUGGAAGUUUAAGAUUUGACGUUGAACUGAAGCAUGGAGCCAAUGCCGGUUUGGUAAAUGCUCUAAAGCUUGUGCAACCUAUCAAGGACAAAUACCCGAGUAUAACUUAUGCGGAUUUAUUCCAGUUGGCAAGUGCUACAGCAAUUGAGGAAGCUGGUGGCCCAAAGAUUCCAAUGAAAUAUGGACGGGUUGAUGUCACAGGACCUGAGCAGUGUCCACCUGAAGGGAAGCUUCCUGAUGCUGGCCCGAGUGCUCCUGCUGACCACUUGAGGCUGGUAUUCUACAGAAUGGGCCUUGAUGACAAGGAAAUCGUUGCUUUGUCUGGGGCACAUACACUUGGAAGGUCUAGGCCCGAACGGAGUGGCUGGGGGAAACCUGAAACAAAAUAUACUAAAAAUGGUCCUGGUGCACCUGGUGGACAAUCAUGGACAGCUGAAUGGCUGAAGUUUGAUAACAGUUACUUCAAGGAGAUAAAAGAGAAAAGAGAUCAGGAUCUUCUUGUGUUGCCUACAGAUGCUGCAUUAUUUGAGGACCCAGCAUUCAAGGUCUAUGCAGAGAAAUAUGCAGCAGACGAAGAAGCAUUCUUUAAUGACUAUGCGGAGGCUCAUGCUAAACUGAGCAGCCUGGGUGCAAAGUUUGAUCCUGCCGAGGGAUUCUCAUUGGAUGAUUAGCGUGGCGCGUUAGCCAGAGAACCCUUGAAGCAGCCAAACACACUUCCAAAAGGACCAGAGGACGGCACAACUUAAUCACCAUCGUUCCUCUCCAGCUUGGUGUCACCAUACUACAGGACGAGGCAUUUUCCCAACUUAUUAUCAUAUAUGUACAAGAUAGAGAUUUUCCUUUCCAGCUUGGUCAAAUUGUUAGAUUUGGCAAUUGAGGUGCAAAAAUAAUACAGGCAUGCAAACAAAUCUGAGCCAUUCAUUCAUGUGAACCUGCUCCGAUGACAAAUUCGUUUCAUUCAAAAAUUUAUCACAUGAUGCUUUGCCUGCC
Molecule: messenger RNA, 1462 nt
Organism: Triticum dicoccoides
Lineage: Eukaryota; Viridiplantae; Streptophyta; Magnoliopsida; Poales; Poaceae
Product: probable L-ascorbate peroxidase 7, chloroplastic
Exons: 12
Coding region: 97-1143 (348 amino acids)
Biological process (GO): response to reactive oxygen species; cellular response to oxidative stress; hydrogen peroxide catabolic process
Molecular function (GO): peroxidase activity; heme binding
Source: RefSeq, a predicted model, not a curated record